CUUUUUAUCAUGCUCAAUACUUAAUUGGAAAUAAAAAAAAUGUCACUGAAAUUGACAAGUAGAAUGGCCCUUUAUUAUCCAUUUAUAAGGGCAUUCAUUGACCACUUUUUUUUAUUUUUAUUUUAUUAUUUUUUUUUGUUAAAAUAAAUAUAACUUCCCUUUUCUUUCUUUCUUUUUUUUUUCUUUCUUAUAUAUAUAUUUUUUCUUUUUCUUUUAAUUCCUUUUAUAUACAGUUAUAAAAAAAAAAAAGUUGCCAAACAUGAAUUCUUUUACUAAUAAAAGCUGUUACCGGUUAUAUGCUGGCCAUGGUAAUUGGAUUAACCUUACUGAACAAACAACACAAGACUUGUUACAAAUAUUUCAGAAGGGUGAACCUUGCCGGUAUUCGUUAACAACAGGCCUUUAUAUUGAUAUUAUACCUCAUGACGUCGAUUGUAAUAGUAAGAAUAUUGAUAUGGUUGGUUUAAUGCGAGCUGACCUCGUUUAUGACUCUCAAUCAAGUGAAAAUGAAGUUCAACAACGCAUGUCUCAUUAUGUUCGAUCUCUCUUAGAUGAUCAAGGUAUCAUUGACGCUUUCCCACCGUUAAGACAAGGAGAGGAUUUACCUAUCAUUACUUCUUUACCUACUCAUCGUCAUUUGAGUUUAGUACCUUCUAUGACUGGAACAGUGCGUCGUGGACCUAAAUCAAAUGGCCAUUUUAGUAAUAAACAAUCUUCAAAUAAUUCUUCUUCUUCUUCAAUUACAAAUGAAGAAGAGCAUGGUCAGUUUUCUUCUUCUUCCUCUUCUUCUACUACUUCUUCAACACCUAAAGCUUCUUCCUCAACUAAAAGAAGAGCCUCACUCAAACGUCCUUCUGUCAAACGAACUCGACCCAAUUAUAUUUACUCUGAAUCGAAUUCUCCAGUGAAAAGAGAACAACAAAGCAAUCUAUCUUUAGAAUCAAAUAAUGUUAACCAUCUUACUCCAUCUUAUUCUUUAUCUCAUAUGCCACUUGUCCCUUUUGGAGAUGAAGGAAGAGGAGGAGGAGAAGGAGGAGGAGAAGGAGGAGAAGAAAGUGUAUCCUUUGGAUUACCAUUUCAACAAAGAAAUCAAUCAAUGUGGUUCCAUCUUCCUCCACGAACUAGCACUAAUCCUACUAGUACUACUACUAGUACUACUACUACUACUACCACUACUACUGCUGCUGCUGUGGCUGCCGCUACUGCUGCUGCUGCUGCUGCCGCCGCCGCCGCUGCUGCUACUGCAACCACAAACAACACUAAUAAUACACAAUUUGAAUUCGGUAUGGAAGAUCUCUAUCAUGGCUUACACCAACGUCAAUCACCUAUUGAUAUCUUACAUGAAUAUAAUUCGUAUAGUGCACCUCAUGGUUCAUUUGAUGAACAUGGUUUAUACUCUGAUGAACAACAUCAGCAUCAACAACAACAACAACAGUUUGAAGAUCAUAAGACAAGUGGAUCUACAAGUAUUGAAAGUUAUGUUCCUGCUUCACCUAUUCCUAGUAACAGUAAUCAUUGGAUAGAACAACAACAACAACAGCAACAACAACAACAUCAUCAUCAUCAGCAUCAUCGCUCUGUAAAUUGGUUAAAUAAUACUGCUACCACGACAACGAAUAAUAACCUUGUAUAUUCAUCAAAUCAGUCAUCAGAAGAUAUGAUUAUCAUAAAUCAACAGCAACAACAAAUUUUAUUACAAAAGCAAGAAGACAGUAAAAAGCAGCAACAGACUUGUCAUCAUGAAGAAUUUGAUAGACAUAACACUACUUUAUUAACUGUCAUGGAAAAUAAGUACAUAUAAUGAUGUCUUUUAAAUUAUACAUGUAUAUCGUCAUUAUAGUUAUAUACAUUC
Cokeromyces recurvatus is the source of this 1852-nucleotide messenger RNA. RefSeq lists its product as uncharacterized. The record is from RefSeq and is a predicted model, not a curated record. The transcript is spliced from 2 exons. Lineage: Eukaryota; Fungi; Mucoromycota; Mucoromycetes; Mucorales; Mucoraceae. Bases 260 to 1801 code for a protein of 513 amino acids.